Molecule: messenger RNA, 1038 nt
Organism: Penicillium argentinense
Lineage: Eukaryota; Fungi; Ascomycota; Eurotiomycetes; Eurotiales; Aspergillaceae
Product: acyl-CoA thioesterase
Exons: 2
Coding region: 1-1038 (345 amino acids)
Source: RefSeq, a predicted model, not a curated record
AUGUCCAUACCGGCAGCGCUCCGUGUUGAAAGCAUGCGCGACUUGCUGUCGGCCGCAGGACCACUAGCGUCCUGGAGGACACUGGCCUUGAUUUUGGCAUUUAUCAACUUGAAGAGUCUCCCAUUCGUCUGGCAUUUCCGCAUUCUGUACCACUUUGCGACCAAUUUGCGUUUGAAGCCUAGUGCUCCCUUCUUCCCAAAGGGGAAGGCCAUUCUGGAUGCACAAGGCCAGCCGACACACCCAGUCUUUGUGCCAGUCCGAGUCACUUCGCGAACACCAUUGCUGGAGACAGACUAUAAUCUACACAAAUCGAACAGCACAUAUUUCACCGACCUGGAUGUGUCGCGUACGGCACUCGUGAGCCGACUUUACAGUCCCGGCGUUGGCCUGGUCAGCAAAGAGCUAGAUAAGGAAUUUGCCGCUGCAGCUCAGGCCGAAGGGAAGCAUGCCCCCAAGAAGAAGCCCGUUCUCAUCGUGCUUGGAUCUGUCUUCUGCAGUUUCAAACGCGAGAUCAAGCCCUUCGAGCUGUAUGAGAUGCACUCCAAGGUGAUCUCCUGGGACAAGAAAUGGAUGUACAUCCUCACCUGCUUCAUGCGUCCCGCUAGCCGUCCUGGUGGUGAGAAGCAAAUAUUGGCCACUGCUCUGAGCAAGUACGUUGUCAAGAAGGGUCGUUUGACUGUCGCCCCAGAGCGGAUCCUCCGCCUUGGUGGAUUCCUCCCCGCGCCUCCACCAGGGAGCCAGACCAAGGAGGCACCGACCGACUCAUCUGCCGAAGUCUCUGCAAUUGGGACCCCUGCUAGCGGCGAAGGUAUCACCUCCACUGGUGUUGAUGGAUCUCUGGUGCGCGAGGUGCUCAAAAUGAAUGAUGAAGAUAUUCCGAAGCGAGAGGUUCUCGAAGAACAAAAGGCUGCCAAUUCCGACUCAUGGGAUUCUGAGGAAUGGACCUGGGACAGAAUUGAACAGGAGAGGCUGCGGGGACUGGCCGUCGUGGAUGGUUACAUUAACCUAGACGAUAAACUACACCAGGAAUGGAUGUAA